AGAAUAGGUCUCAUGCAGUUCUCUAUAUACCGUGGUCUCAUGCCGCGCUUGUUGAAAGCCGGCGGCCGGCCGCAAGCGAUUCGAUAAUUUAUACCGAAUUUUUUGACGAGUCUGAAGCCUAUGUCCUAUAGGUAUCUUGUCCUAAGUAGCCCUAAGCCAUAACAAGUUGAGAAUCUCGAGCACGACCUCGAAUUUGAGAACAAGAUCUAAUCUAUGAAUGGGAAAAAAUGGAGGCCUUGAACUUGAGAUAGAUAAGUCGGUAUUCUUAUAGCAUCAAAGUUCGAAGGUGAAGGAGGCAUGUCGAUUUGUUGAGCACAACGCGUUUUUUUUUGGACCAACUCACUGUCCUUCUUCAUCUUCACCUUGUCCGGCCUCCGAGCUGGCGGUCGUCCCGAUCAGAGGCAACCGGCGGCGCGGUCGUCCUGGCGAAAUGCCGAUGGAAUAUCCGAGAGAAGACUGCCAUCGCUGAAGGGGACGCGACUCCAGUCUUUGAUGGACCAGCGGAUAUCAGCGUUUCCGGGCCAACGGCAGCCGCGGGAUCUUCUGGGCUAGCCUAACUACAUAGCUGUCAGUUCCGUCUGGAAGCAGAACUUCUUGUGUGAUCGGCUCGGGUGAUCGACGUGGAGGCAUCUUAUGAAGGUGCCUGCCCCGUGUCGGACACUAUGCGGUCGCCGCGGGCCGCCCUGGCGUGGCAUCUCUGCUGGGGCAUUGUCGUCCACAUGGCGGGCGCGCACAAAGACCAUUGCGUGCACGUGCACCCCCGGCCGGACGAGGUGAUCCACGGCGUGCACAUAGAGCCGGCGCACGUGAUGAGGCGCCGCUCAGCGGACCAGCAGCUGAGGGUCAAACUAAGCUACGACCGCAGUGUGUUCAGGUUAAGCAAGGAGAAGUUCGAUCUCAUUAAUAAUACAGUACUGCCUCAGGCGGUACAAUACUGGGAAAAGGCGCUACGAGUUAGAAGAGUAGAAAACGUCAUUAGAUUAAAUAGGAAGUGUCUCGAUAAUAAAGUGUUUUAUAAGAAGGGCGAUCCACUGCCUUACUGUAAGAGUGAGUGUGAAAAUGUGACCAUGUGUGGAGAGGUAGCCGUGCCGACCGACCAUCUGCAGGCGUGCCGCGUCUGUAACUGGCUGGGACGCGACUGUCAUGUGGCUGAGGAGGCCACUGGGCCCGGUCUGACCGGCGCCGACUUUGUGUUCUACAUCUCUGCCCUGGAGACGGACCGCUGCCACCGGGGUAUGACGGUGGCAUACGCGGCCCACUGCCAGCAGGAGGCGGCGCUCGACAGGCCGAUCGCCGGGCACGCCAACCUGUGUCCAAGCAGCAUCUCCACCAAGCAGCAGGAGCUGCAGACGCUCAUAUCCACCGUUAAACACGAGAUGCUGCACGCGCUGGGCUUCUCGGUCAGCCUGUACGCCUUCUUCCGGGACAAGGAGGGCAACCCGCUCACAGAGCGAGGCGAGACCGGCAAGCCGCUGCUCAACCCGGCCUCCCAAUUCCUGCAUCCCGACAAAGUCCUGGAGUACCUGAAACAGAUACUGGCCGGCAAAAGCCUGCAGGCCCGCCAGUGGUCGGACAAGAUCAUCAAGACGUUCCAGCGGCCCGGCUGGCUGACGGCCGAGGGUAACGUCACGCGCACAGUGCAGAUGGUCGUCACGCCGCGGGUCGUCGAGGAGGUGCGGCGCCAUUUCGACUGUCCGGAGCUGGAGGGUGCCGAGCUGGAGGACCAGGGAGAGGAGGGCACAGCGCUCACCCACUGGGAAAAGCGGCUCUUCGAGAACGAGGCGAUGACGGGCACGCACACGCAGAACCCGGUGUACUCUCGGCUGACGCUGGCACUGAUGGAGGACACCGGCUGGUACCUGCCCAACUACGAAAUGGCCCAGCCGCUGCGCUGGGGGCGCGGCCUCGGCUGUCAGUUCGCCAUGAACAGCUGCAAACACUGGAUGGAUAUGCGCGCUGCCCGGAACGAGUCGCCGCACCCGUUCUGCAAUAAGGUGAAGCGGGAUCCGUUGGAGACGGAGUGUACGGAAGAUCGCAACUCGGUGGCGCUGUGUAACCUGGUGCAGUACCAGGACCGCCUGCCGGCCAGGUACCAGAACUUUGACUCGGUGCCACAGGUGCCCUCCUCCCGGACCGGCUACUACGGCGGCUCAGUGAUCCUGGCCGACUACUGUCCCUACAUCCAGGAGUUCACCUGGAAGUCAAACAACGUGAUCGUGCGCGGCUCGCACUGCUCCUUCUCCGAGAACAACCCCGACGAGGACCGGAAUUUCGCGCUGGAGGAGUACGCGGCCAGCAGCCGGUGCUUCGAGCACACCCGGCUAUGGGAGGAGCGCACGUGCCACAAGGUGCGCCAGUGGCAGCACUGGGGCUCCGGCUGCUACCGGCACGCCUGUCUGGCCGGAAGGGUGCACGUCACCGUGGCCAACCACACGUACACGUGCUUUCACGAAGGUCAGGAGAUCGACAUCAGCCUGCUGUCCAACUCGUGGCUGCACGUGGGCGCCAUCCGGUGUCCGCGCUGCUCUCAGAUCUGCCCGGACAUGGAGUGUAAGCCGGACCGGCCAGUGCCCGAGACGGUGCGCUACUACGCCGACAGUCUGCGCUGCGGCGCCGGCGCGCUGGCGGCCUCCGCCGCGGCGCCCGCCCUGCUGGCCGCCGCCUGGAGCCUGGCACUGGUAUGGCAGUGACCGGGGCGGCCGUGAGGUCACAGACACCCAUCCAGGCGCGACCGGCCGCCGUGAGGCCAAUGACAAAUCAAAUCAGUGUGCGCCGGCCCCAGCGCUGGGCCCCAGGUCAUCCGCUGGGCCCUGCGGAGGGCCCUGGGUCGUCCGCCGGGCCCUGCGGAGGAUCCUGGGUCAGCCACCGGGCCCCAGCGUGGGGCCCUGGGUCGUCCGCCGGCCGGCAGUGCUCAGCUGCAGUCGGCUCAGAGGUACACGAGGGCAGCCAGUGACGGGUUAUGCUAUACCUACUCUGGUGCUCAGCUUGGACUAUAAUUGUAAAAGUCGCAAACAUUGUUCAGUCAUCGUAGGAACUUGAUCAAGAACAGUCAUCUCAGAGCUGAAGUAACAGGCAUAUCCUGGUUUUUGCAUAGCAAUUUAUAAAGUUAUGAAAUCAUAUCAUGCUCUUGCUUCGAUAAAAAUCGUACAUUUUUAACCACAUUUCACGUAAACAAAAAGGGAUCGAGUUAGUUAAACCGUUCCUUUUCUAUUGAGUUCCUGACUGGCUGUACCCUGCCGUGCAUCUCGAGUCGGCUGCAGUGGCGGCCCAGCGCGUUUUAUGUGAUACCAGGGCACGAGAUUGACAUGUACUCGUCCGUAUGGUGGAUCGGCCCGCCGGCUGCCGGCCUCAUUAUUAGCCGUCGUCCGCCGGUGUUGUUGAAUACUCAGAAUAUCGCUGUGUGUACCCGUGUCCAUGAGCCCCGUCCCCUCGUCUCGCCGCGUCUCAUUUCACCAUUCCACUGUUCGUUUGUUUGUCCUCACCGUUCAUACUCAGUCCCCCACCUCUGUUUCACAUACACACUCCAUCCCCGCACACUACCUCGUCGGCAGCUCUUUGCCACCUCCCCUCGCCCCGUCACCGCCCUGCCUAUUUAUUACUCACCACCCCCUCCCCACCUCGUACAUGAGUCCCCUCGCCCGCCCAGCGACCUGCGGUCAGCCCUACCUGAUGUCCUGUGGGAUAGGUACUCAGUCUGCCAAUCACCCACUGACCCUCACCUAGUUUCCGGCACCCUCUCCCAGCGCUAAACACGGUCAUCCUGUGGCCAGCGGGCCAGGGUCGCCUCCAGGGCAGCUCGUCAGUCAGUCUGUCAGGUCAUCAUCAGUUCAGUCUAUCAGUAUAUCCCCGGCUAGUACACAUUGCUCGGCACGCAUCAGAGGGAGGGUGCUGCACAUUAGGACAGACGAAAAGGACACAGUCUCAUUGGACCCGCGAGGGCUCAGCGAAAGAACUCCGCUAAAUGAGAGUUGAAGACAAUGAUAGGUAAUGUAAAACUAUGUUGCACUGCUAGUUAAUGCGUGUUAAUGCGUGUUAUUAUUCGCCCAUUUAUAUCCUUCAAAUCGGUCAUCUGUCCAAGCUUUUACAAGUCUUACGUCCGUAGCCGUGCAGUGGCCUAAACAUUCCAAGGGCCUUUGUUUUCGCACGAAUUGUCUAUUUUCUGUUUUCAUCCGUUUGACUAUUGUUUGUUUAUAUGGCCAGUUCUCUCGAGAAAUGCGGUCAGCAUUGUUGUUCCUGGGCUUGUAUAUUCGCCCUGCCUGGCUGUCCAUGACUGAUAUGUUUCGUAGGUAUAAUUCUGGUGGCUGAUGGCGUCCACCAUUGAAGCGCAGCUGCGCCACCUAUGUCUGUACUCGGUCGUGAUACCGGUUCAUGAUUCCAUUCCACACUCGAUUGAAUGUAGAGCUUGGGAGCUGCCUCAUCGACAUUGAGCUGGAGGAAAAAAAACUGGGUUGCUUCAGUCAUGACUGACAGUAUAUUGGCGGAUGUUUUCCCGAUCUAACGUUUUUUGAAUCAUCGGCGUCCAGCACUCUCCCAGUUCCACAGGCGCGUUCCGUUCCGUUCAAUUCCGUUUCGACCACAGUGGCCCGCCUCCAGUCCAGUACAACCACCUGCCUCUGCUCCGGGCGGAAACUCCGUGAACCCACUCCGAGCUCCCGCUCCGGCGCUCCGCGCACCAUCCUGUGAUAGCUACCGUCGGCUGGUUCCGAGCCGGUCCGCGGCGCGGCGCCACCGUCGGCCCUGUCCCGCCCAGUUGAGUGCUUCCAGAGACGGCUCAGCGCCGCGGAGGAUGCGCCCAGGCGCGCGCGUGUCCGCCGCCGAGUGUAGUGCUGCUCGUCAUGUUUAUGCGUCCGUCGAAGCGAGAUCAAAUACAGUGUGCGUGUCACCAA
This is a messenger RNA of Amphibalanus amphitrite, 4886 nucleotides long. RefSeq names its product leishmanolysin-like peptidase (gene Invadolysin). The transcript is spliced from 19 exons. Gene Ontology annotation, cellular component: membrane; cytoplasm. Lineage: Eukaryota; Metazoa; Arthropoda; Thecostraca; Balanomorpha; Balanidae. Gene Ontology annotation, biological process: proteolysis; cell adhesion. Gene Ontology annotation, molecular function: metalloendopeptidase activity. The record is from RefSeq and is a predicted model, not a curated record. The coding region runs from base 663 to 2690 and encodes 675 amino acids.